Lonchura striata (white-rumped munia) is the source of this 1446-nucleotide messenger RNA. RefSeq names its product gap junction gamma-1 protein. Gene Ontology annotation, cellular component: connexin complex. Gene Ontology annotation, biological process: cell-cell signaling. Gene Ontology annotation, molecular function: gap junction channel activity. Lineage: Eukaryota; Metazoa; Chordata; Aves; Passeriformes; Estrildidae. The record is from RefSeq and is a predicted model, not a curated record.
CCCCUUUGUUCGGCGGGAGGCGGCGGCGCGCCGCCCCACCGCUUUGUCCGCCCUGCCGGCGGGAGCCGCUGGUCCCGGUGCGCCGAUUUGAGCCAACUGCCUGGUCAGGAUGAGCUGGAGUUUCCUGACGCGGCUCCUGGAGGAGAUCAACAACCACUCGACCUUCGUGGGCAAGAUCUGGCUGACCGUCCUCAUUGUCUUCCGCAUCGUGCUGACGGCCGUGGGGGGAGAGUCCAUCUACUACGACGAGCAGAGCAAGUUUGUCUGCAACACGCAGCAGCCGGGCUGUGAGAACGUCUGCUACGACGCCUUUGCGCCCCUGUCCCACGUCCGCUUCUGGGUCUUCCAGAUCAUCAUGGUGGCGACGCCGUCGGUGCUCUACCUGGGCUUUGCCAUGCACCGCAUCGCGCGCAUGCCCGAGUCCUCACGGUGCAGGCCACCGUCAGCCCGGCGGGCACGCAUGCCGGUGGUGCGCCGGGGAGCCGGGCGAGACUACGAGGAGGCAGAAGAUGACAAUGAAGAAGACCCCAUGAUCUUUGAGGAGAUCGAGGUGGAGAAGGAGAAGAGCCCAGAGGGCGGAGAGAAGCAUGAUGGCCGGCGCCGUAUCAAGCAGGACGGGCUGAUGCGUGCCUAUGUGCUACACUUGCUGUGCCGCUCAGUGCUGGAGAUGGUUUUCCUCUUCGGGCAGUACCUGCUGUACCGCUUUGAGGUGAGCCCCUCCUACGUCUGCAGCCGCAGCCCCUGCCCACACACUGUCGACUGCUUUGUCUCCCGUCCCACCGAGAAGACCAUCUUCCUCCUCAUCAUGUAUGCCGUCAGCGGGCUCUGCCUCUUCCUCAACCUCUGCGAGCUCUUGCAUCUUGGUGUGGGGCGCAUCCGUGAUGCCCUGAGCCAGGCUGAUGGCCCCCCACUCCCAACUGGCGACAGUCCUGCACCACAAUACCCCAAGAAAGCCCCCAGCGCCCCGCCCACCUACCACUCCCUGAAGAAGGAGCUGCCGCAAGCCCCACUGCCCAACAGCAAGCUGGACUACCGAGAGAGCCUGGCCCAGGGGCGCUUCGCCCUGGCUGGAGCUCCCCCGGUGCACGAGCUGGACCGGCUGCGUGAGCACCUGCGUCUGGCCCAGGAGCACCUGGAGGUGGCCUUCCACCUCCAGCCCCCGCCACGGCCCCCCAGUCCUGCCCGCAGCAGCAGCCCCGAGGCCAACGGCAUCGCCGCCGAGCAGAACCGCCUCAACCUCGCCCAUGAGAAGGGGACCGCCGCCUGCGACAGGACCACGGGGCUGUGAGUGUCGCCAGGAAUGACAGCGGUGUCUGCCGGAGUGGCUGCCACUGCCACCGUGGGAUAGGCGUCCUGCCAGGAGCACAGGGCAAGGAAUGCCACACGCCUGCCCAGCGGGGCAGUCUGGGCAGCUCUGUCCUAGUGGGCAGCAGAGGGUUCAGGGGC